Mycosarcoma maydis (corn smut) is the source of this 1212-nucleotide messenger RNA. RefSeq lists its product as uncharacterized. NCBI's taxonomy places the organism in Eukaryota, Fungi, Basidiomycota, Ustilaginomycetes, Ustilaginales. Gene Ontology annotation, molecular function: chloride channel activity. The coding region runs from base 1 to 1212 and encodes 403 amino acids. The record is from RefSeq and is a predicted model, not a curated record. The transcript has a single exon.
AUGCGUCCGCCGACUACGAAUUGUAUUGCGCAGCUCCGAGAAACCUGGCAACCAACGCUUCUCGCCCUCAUCUGGCUGUUCUUGCUUAUCCUCGUAAAGCGGAUCAGCAUCUCUGAGCAUGCUCCUACAUGGCCAAGGCGUGCACGCUCCUCACUUGAUGCGGAGUAUCUGCCGGCGAGUCUCGACACUGAAGCAGCAUGGGACUUGGACUCGCUCUGGAAAGAUCUGGAAUGGGCAUCGCAUCGUGUGAUUGCUUCUCUUUCAACCGUUACUGGUCUGCUGUUAGCGUUUCGAUCCAACAGUGCCAUCGGACGGUGGAGUGCGGCAAGGAGCAAGUGGUCGGAUGUGCACGCAACUUCGAGGUCGCUGUUGCGGCUGCUGAGCGCUUCAUUGUUGACAGCACCCGACGAGACAAAGACCGCUUCAGCGACUUCAUUGAAUGACUUUGCACGCAAGAAAGACGAGACAAGUAACGUGCAAGAGAUUCUCGCCACCGUUCCAUUCUUCAGUAUCAGCUUGAUGUGCGAGAUGCGCGGCCGCGCACUGUACGUUUCGUCAGGCCCAGGACAGCAGAGCUUGUUGCGCAGCGAUUUGGUCGACGUUCUUCCUCCGUCACUCCUCGCUCUUGCAAAUCGACACCGCGGAGACGGUCCUGACACAACCGACGGUCUGGAUACAGCCCGUGAUGCGGAAAAGCGCCAACAAAUUGCGAAUCUCAAUUCUGCGCACACCAUGCGACGCUGUCCAGGCCCGUCCGCUUCCUCUCGCUCGUCAGACAAAAACCUAGCCCUUAUAUCCUUGGUCAUCCUCCAAAGAUCGCUCGACACACUCCACUCGUCCUCGCUCCUCGCUUCGCCUGUUUACGCCCACUGCAUCGGCCUGCUCAACAGUCUCUCUUCCCAUACGACCGAGCUUGAGCGUAUCCGAGAUACGCCCAUCCCACUCUCAGUCUCGCGCCAUUUCUCGCGCCUGCUUACGAUCCACACCAUACUGCUGCCCGUGGUGGUGGUGCAAAACUUGGACAGUCAGCGCUGGUGGUUGGCUACAGCAAUCGUGGCCAUGGUGACUUGCAUGCUGUAUGGCGUUGAUAGUUUUGCUGCCAAGUUGAGUCAGCCGAUGGGCUUGGACACGGAGGAUCUGCCGUUGGAAAAGUACGUCAACGAGGUGCAGGACGAAUGGAGCAACGUCAUCGCGUGUUUCUCUGCAAAUUGA